Molecule: messenger RNA, 3906 nt
Organism: Penicillium soppii
Lineage: Eukaryota; Fungi; Ascomycota; Eurotiomycetes; Eurotiales; Aspergillaceae
Product: SKI complex RNA helicase subunit SKI2
Exons: 5
Coding region: 1-3906 (1301 amino acids)
Biological process (GO): nuclear-transcribed mRNA catabolic process, 3'-5' exonucleolytic nonsense-mediated decay
Cellular component (GO): Ski complex
Molecular function (GO): ATP binding; RNA helicase activity; RNA binding
Source: RefSeq, a predicted model, not a curated record
AUGUCGCCAUCACUCGACGAUUCGAUGGCAAAUCUCAGCCUAGAUUCCCACAACAUCGAUCCUGCGGUCUUUGCAGCCCGCCUGGAAGCCGAAGAGAAUGGUUUGAUCAAGGAUAUUCAACCGCGUAAAAGAGCUCGCCAGAACGCGGAGGACCUGCUAUCUGAGCUAGAGAACAACUUCCUUGAGCCCUCAGACCAAUUCAGCACCAGGUGGCUGAAUGCAUUGCAAAAACGAUGGGAUGUUUCGACGGACCACACAGACCUCUUCGAACUCGCCCCGACCCAAACUCGAACCGUCACUCGAUUCACACGAGAAGGAUUAGAAGGUCGGGUUACCGGUUACCAUGAAGUCACGGUUCCCGCUGCAAGCGCAAACGCUAAGAAUUCCACCUCACUUCUCCGCCGACCUGCUGGUCGUGCCGACUUUGUCAGAGGAGCUGCAGGAUUCUUCCCUUUUGCGCCUGGAGGCUUAGAGGCUGUUGAGGCAUUGGCAGCCUUGGAAGCCGAGGAACAGUCCACAGAACAGUCGCGCAAUGGCAAGAAAUCGGGACUUGAUCGCGUCAUCAAUUUUGGCACUGAAGGCGGCCUUCUAACAACACCCCCUGGCUUCGAUCGCGGCUUGAAUUUCGACGAGGUCAAGUCUAAGGAUGUCGAGGGUGACCAAGAAGUUGAAGAAGCCCUCCAAGAGGAGAGCGACUUGAAAGUAGAUCAAUCAGAGGGCACACCAGAUACCGAGUCAGCAGCGAAGGUGGACGCUGAAGCUGAUGCCAGUGAUGACGACGGGGAAGAAGACAUUGACGCCUUGCUCCCCGUUGAAUUUCCUGCGUUGGAACCUCGCAAUCAGUUGCUUGCAGGUGUCCAGAAGCACAAGGGCAGAGAAUGGGCCCACGUUGUCGAUGUCAAUAAAGAUAUUCCGAACUUCCAUGAGCUGGUUCCAGACAUGGCCCGUGAAUGGCCCUUCGAGCUCGACACCUUCCAGAAAGAGGCCGUGUACCAUCUCGAGAAUGGCGACUCGGUGUUUGUUGCCGCUCAUACUUCGGCAGGCAAAACAGUCGUUGCCGAGUAUGCUAUCGCUCUGGCUGCUAAGCAUAUGACAAAGGCGAUUUACACAUCUCCUAUCAAAGCGCUGAGCAACCAGAAAUACCGUGAUUUCAGGACUGAAUUUGAUGAUGUUGGUAUUCUGACUGGUGAUGUUCAAAUCAACCCGGAAGCCAGCUGUCUCAUCAUGACCACUGAAAUUCUGCGAAGUAUGCUGUACCGCGGUGCAGAUCUCAUUCGCGACGUUGAGUUCGUUAUUUUUGACGAGGUACAUUACGUGAACGACCUCGAAAGAGGAGUCGUGUGGGAAGAAGUCAUCAUUAUGCUUCCCGAGCAUGUCACUUUGAUUCUUCUCUCAGCCACUGUCCCUAACACUCAAGAGUUCGCAUCCUGGGUGGGUCGCACGAAAAAGAAGGACAUUUAUGUUAUUUCGACUCACAAGCGGCCUGUCCCGCUAGAGCAUUAUCUUUGGGCUGGAAAGAGCAAGCACAAGAUUGUUGAUUCGAACAAACGAUUCCUUGAAAGUGGUUGGAAGGAAGCAAACGAUAUUUUGUCUGGUAAAGAUAAAGCCAUCGCCAAGAAGGAGGCCGAGGCACAGGCACAGUCUGCGCAGGCCAAAUCCUCAAAUGCUCAAGGGAACCAGGGUCGGGGCCGAGGUGGGGGCCGCGGUGGCCCACAGCGUGGAGGAGCUCCUCAGCGAGGCCGCGGCGGGGGUGCCGGUCCCAAUCGGGGACAACACUCCAACCGGGGAACAGGUAACAUUGCCCGCACAGGUCGCGGAGGCGGUAGGACGAGUGCUGCGCAAGACAGAAACACCUGGGUGCACCUUGUGUCGCAUCUUCGCAAAGAAGACUUGCUGCCGGGAUGUGUUUUCGUUUUCUCUAAAAAGCGAUGUGAAGAGAAUGCCGAUUCAUUGUCAAACCAGGACUUCAAUAAUGCUACUGAGAAAAGUUUGACUCACAUGUUCAUCGAGAAGUCACUUACUCGCCUCAAGCCUGAGGACCGCACGCUUCCACAAAUUCUCCGCCUUCGCGAGCUGCUCAGUAGGGGUAUUGCUGUGCACCAUGGUGGUCUACUCCCCAUCAUGAAGGAAGUCGUGGAGAUUCUAUUUGCCAGAUCACUGGUCAAAGUUUUGUUCGCCACGGAAACGUUUGCGAUGGGUCUGAACCUUCCCACCCGAACAGUCGUAUUCUCUGGGUUCCGCAAGCAUGAUGGAAAAGGUUUCCGUGAUCUUCUGCCCGGUGAAUACACGCAAAUGGCUGGACGUGCAGGUCGUAGAGGUCUCGACACAGUGGGAUACGUGAUCGUCAGCAAUGGCGGGAAAGACGAGGCCCCAGCUGCUGGUUCGUUGAAGCAGAUGAUUCUCGGCGACCCAACAAAGCUGAGGUCUCAGUUCCGACUCACCUAUAAUAUGAUAUUGAACCUGCUGCGUGUGGAAGCCUUGAAGAUUGAAGAGAUGAUCAAGCGGAGUUUCAGUGAGAAUGCCACCCAGGCCCUCUUGCCAGAACACGAGAAACAAGUCCAGGUAUCUGAAGCCAGUCUUGCUAAAAUCAAACGUGAGCCAUGUACGACUUGCGACGUGGAUUUGUUAGCUUGUCAUGACGCUGCGAUGGAGUACCGGAAGCUCACAACUGAGUUCCAUACUGAGCUUCUUUCAUCGCCUAUUGGCAAGCGCCUCUUCACAACGAAGAGGCUGGUUGUGUUCCGAAAGGACGGACUCCGUACCGCUGGUAUUCUUGUUCGUGAUGGAAUCGCCGGAGGCAUGGGAGGAAUCGCACCUUGCAUCCACGUACUUGAGAUCGGAACCAUGAGUCUCAAGCGUCACCCCACCGAUAUUCUUCCCUUCUUGCCUCAUAUGCGGCCUUUGUUCCAACCACUUCCUCAUAACACCGCCGAUAUGACUCUCCGCUCAUCCAGAAUUCCAUUGACGGACUUGGAGUGCGUAACGAACACCAUGGUCAAAUUCUCAGGACCCAUCUGGUACCUGAACGUCAAGAAAGAAUCUAUCAAAUGGGCAGAGAUAGAAUUGACUAAAUACACCAAGUCUUGGGUUGACCCUGCCUGGGACGAGGUGGACUGGCAGCGUCUUAAAGAGCUGCAAGUCCGUGAAAUUAUGCAAAAGCGACAGGUCCAGGCGGACAUUGUUCAGUCAUCUCACUGUCUGCAAUGUCCUGACUUUGUGAAACACUUUGAGAUGCAACACGACGAAUGGCAAGUCAAGGAAAACAUCACCCAACUGAAACAAUUGAUGUCCGACCAAAACCUUCAACUCCUUCCGGACUAUGAACAGCGCAUUCAGGUGUUGAGAGAGCUUGGCUUCAUCGACGAUCAAUCCCGCGUUCAAUUGAAGGGCAAGGUGGCAUGCGAGAUCCACUCCGCCGACGAGCUAGUUCUGACUGAAUUGGUUCUUGAGAACGUCCUUGCUGAGUACGAACCGGAGGAGAUUGUUGCACUGCUGUCCGCAUUUGUCUUCCAAGAGAAGACAGACAGCGUUCCCACGCUCACCCCUCGUUUAGAAAAGGGAACCAAGGAGAUUAUCGCCAUCGCCGAAAAGGUGAAUGAUUUCCAGAUCCAGCAUCAGGUUAUCCAGUCUAGUGAAGAUUCCAACGACUUCGCUAGUAAGCCACGCUUUGGUCUCGCCGAGGUUGUCUAUGAGUGGGCCAAGGGCAUGUCUUUCAACCGCAUUACAGAUCUUACAGACGUUAUGGAGGGUACCAUUGUCCGAGUUAUUACCCGACUCGACGAGACUUGUCGUGAAGUUAAGAAUGCGGCCAAAUUGGUCGGUGACCCAACACUUCACCUCAAGAUGCAACAGGCUCAAGACUUGAUCAAGCGCGACGUCAUUUUCGCCGCCUCUCUUUACAUGUGA